GUAUACAUUGCGAAUGGUGAAGCCUUAUUGACAGCUGGGAAAGGAACUGCUCAAGCUUUGUUAAAGGACAAUAGUGUGAGAUCUAUAAGUAAUGUGUACUUAGUACCUAAAUUGUCUGCAAAUUUAUUAUCUGUUAGUGCUAUGGAUAGGAAAGGUUACGAAAUUGUGUUUCGUUCUGGCGUGUGUAAAGUUUUAGACAAAGGGCAGGUUUUAGCUACAGCUACUCUAAGAGAUGGUAUUUAUCAACUCGAUGCCAUUGAAACUCUUUCUGCUUUGUGUAGCGAGCCAUCUUCGCAGGCUAUGUCUUUGUCUUUAGGUACAGGUGACAGCGUAGCGGUGCCGGCACGUUCUGUUGCUGAGAGCGUGAAGCAAGCGCCACAGAUCCCUGCUACUGGAAGCCAGUCAACACAACAAGUUUGGCAUCGACGUCUAUCUCAUCUGAACGCCCGCAGUAUGGAGUUACUGAGAAAAGAAGUUCCUGAAGGCGCAUGGAAUUCGACAUCAGACCACGGUUCCAAGGUCAUCAGCUCAGAACGGAGUCGCGGAGCGCGCGAUAAGAAGCGUUACGGAGAAAGCCAGGUGCAUGCUUCAGGAAGCAGGCUUGAAGAAGGAAUUCUGGGCAGAAGCGGUCAACACCGCCGUCUACCUUAAGAAUCGCUCUCCGACUAAGGCUGUGAUGGGCAGUACACCAGAAGAAAAGUGGACAGGUAAAAAGGAGAAUCUUAGCUACCUGCGCAUUUUUGGCUGUCAAGCGUAUGCCCUUCAGCACAAACGGGACAAACUGGAUCCCAAAAGUAAGAAGUAUAUUUUUGCCGGAUACUGUGACGACACAAAAGGUUACAGACUGAUAGAUCCGGAGAACCCGAAGACUGUCAUAAAAGCUAGAAACGUGAUUUUUCUAGAACAUGCUUUUUGGAAUGACACUUCAUCAGAUGAGUAUGACAGUUCACGUUACACUCAGAUUAGUUUGACGAACAAUGUAACUGUCGCUGAUAAUACUCAGGUGCAACCCGCUUUACCCGUUUUACCCCAAGAGCCCGCAGAAAUAUCUGAUGAAAACGCUCAAGAUAACAGCGUCAUUACAACAGAUGAUUCUGAGAGCAGCAGUGAGACCCCAGAUGACCCUGCGGAUGAGACGUAUGUCCCAGGAGAUUCAACACUGGAAGACUUUGAAAACUCUACGGAUGGAACGAGUGAGUUUGAGUCUGCUAAUAUAGCAAACACUGUUUGCAGUGACAACGGGGACCCUCUAACAGUUCGCGAGGCGCUGAGUGGCCCGGAUGCGAGUAAGUGGAAAGCCGCGAUGGCGGAAGAGUAUAAAUCCUUCAUCGAUAAUAAGUGUUGGACUCUGACUGACCGCGAUGCGAAGCAACGGCCUGUCAAAUGCAAGUGGAUCUUUAAAAGAAAGCUUGGCCUCGAUGGGGAAAUACUGAGAUACAAAGCGCGCCUUGUUGCAAAAGGUUAUACCCAGAAAUACGGUAUUGAUUACGAGGAAACGUUUUCUCCUGUAGUAAGAUAUUCCACUAUACGUACGUUACUAGCUUUAGCAACGGAACAUAACAUGAAUAUCGAGCAUCUUGAUGUAAAAACGGCGUUUUUGAAUGGAGAUUUAAAAGAAACCGUUUUUAUGGAGCAGCCAGAAGGCUAUAAGAUUAAGGGCCAAGAAGAUAAAGUUUACAAGUUGAAUAAGGCCAUAUACGGACUGAAGCAAGCUUCGAAGUCUUGGUAUGAGAAAAUAAAUGGCGUUUUGACAAACAAAAUGAAGUUCAAACGUUUAUCUUCCGAACCUUGUGUUUAUGUCAAGUCGAGCGGGAAAUCCAUUAUUAUAAUUGCGCUCUAUGUUGAUGACAUAAUGUUGUUUUCUUCAGCUGAUUGCCGAGAUACGGCUGGAAUUAAAGAAGAAUUAAAGAAGGCCUUUGAAAUCAAAGAUUUAGGGCCAGCUCAUCACAUUCUUGGAAUGAGGCUUUGCAGACAGAAUGACGAGAUUACUCUAGACCAGUCAAGCUAUAUUAAGAAGGUGCUAGAACGAUUUCAUAUGUCAGACUGCAAACCUGCACGAACACCUAUGGAAACAGGUCUGAAGCUCGUGAAAUCUACAAAGAAAGAUUGUACGCACGACUACAGAGGCCUGAUAGGAUGUCUAAUGUACAUAGCGGUAUGUACGCGACCAGAUAUUGCGCAUGCUGUCAGCUCACUCAGCCAGUUCAACGACACGUACGACGAGACUCACUGGAAGGCGGCGAAACGCGUUCUUCGCUAUCUGAAAGGUACGCUUAAUCAUUGUUUAACUUUUCAGAAGUCAGGUUUAGACAUCGUCGCAUAUGCUGAUGCUGAUUUUGCGUCAAAUGAGAUCGA
Leguminivora glycinivorella is the source of this 2355-nucleotide messenger RNA. RefSeq lists its product as uncharacterized. The transcript is spliced from 2 exons. Bases 142 to 651 code for a protein of 169 amino acids. The record is from RefSeq and is a predicted model, not a curated record. Lineage: Eukaryota; Metazoa; Arthropoda; Insecta; Lepidoptera; Tortricidae.